CCCCGUCUUCUGUCAAGCACGCAUCUCCGAUUCUACUGGAAAAAAACUGAUAAGCCUCGAUACUCGGCAGAUAAGCAGAUUGAAUCCGACCACUUCUUAUCAGCAAGAGGUUUUUCAAAUCAAUGGCGAGAGUCUGUGAGCUACCAGUCAGCGAUAAAGCUAAAGGUUAGACCAGUCCGCGCACUGCAUCCGCACGAUUAAGGUAAUAUUUACCAGCAGCUAAGCGAGAACGGUCUCGGGAGACGGAAAGUCGCAAAGGGCUUGCGUCAAUUUAUUUUUAUUGCCGGCGAUAAAACUUCCACAGGAUUGGAGGUGAUAUAUUGAAAAUCGAAGGCAUCAGCGUUGAGCGUGCGACGAGUGUGCAAAAGUGCCUUUUUUCGAACAAGAGAGUGCAAUCAAUGGACGCGUGAUUUUGGUGUUCUCCAGUUCAUCGUUGGGGGGAAAGUAAACAAAAAUCUGUCGGCCGCAGAAUGGAUGACGAGUUUGCUUUGUGCUGGAAUAAUUUCCAGGAUAAUAUCGCGGCUGGAUUCCAAAAUCUGUAUGAUCGCGGUGAUUUGGUGGACGUGACUCUGGCAUGUGAUGGAAAACUACUGCAGGCGCAUAAGAUAGUCUUGGCUAUCUGCAGUCCUUACUUCCAGGAAAUGUUCAUCACGAAUCCGUGCAAGCAUCCAAUUAUUGUACUCAAGGAUGUUGGCUACAGUGUUAUGUCUGAACUUCUUCAAUUCAUGUACCAAGGCGUUGUUAAUGUUAAACACACUGAAUUAUCUUCGUUCAUGAAAAUUGCACAAACUCUCCAAAUUAAAGGUCUGGCGACAUCAACAUCUCAGAAAUCUCCUAGUCAUACACCAAACAAUAAUGCAAGUAAAAGUGGCAGUGGAAGUAACAGUGGGAAUAACAGUGGCAGCAGUCAUCACAGUUCAGCUUCAGGAAGUGGCAAUGAAAACCAACAAAGUGGUGGAAAUGUAAUCGAAACAAAAAUAAACUCAUCAAUAUAUUCGAUGAACAAAGUGUUAUCGGAAAACCAGUCAACGUCAAUGGGUGCCGGAGCAAAUGCAUCAUCAGCUUCAUCAUCAUCUUCAGCAAAUGCAUCCAAAAGGAUAAACGAAUAUGGCAGCUCGGAUCCAAUUUCUUUGUACGGGAAACGUCCAUAUAAGCGUAAUUCUGAGUAUGGUGAUAAUGAUACGAUGAACAGCAGCGAUUCAAUGGACCACAUGAGCUCGGAUGAAGUUUUUAUGCCUCCAAUACCACAAAUCUCCAUGAUCGAACCCAAGUUCGAUUUAAAUAAUGUGAAACGAGAGCUGAGUGGGGAAAUGCCCUCAAGCCCUGGUUCGAGCAGAAAUUGUAUACCACCUCCAUUCAACUUUGAUUAUAAUUUGUAUCAGAAAUCUUCAGUCGAAUAUCCAAAUGAGCUCCAUAUGAGUAAUGACUAUCCAAAGGGCGCUGGAAACCACAUGGAUAUACCUCCAGCUGGUAGCGCUAUAACAAUGCUAUCGUCGACAUCUCUACUGCAUGGAAACUGUAUCUUCAACAGAAACAAUACAGUGGCGACACAGCAAGGAAUGAAAACGUAUUGGCUUUGCAAGUCAUAUCGAAUAUCAAUGUGCCGAGCGAGGUGUAUAACACAUCAGGGACGUGUAAUAUCUGCAACUGGUAUUCAUAACCAUCCGCCUCACAUUAAAGGACCUCAUACUAAUGAUUUGGCAAAUCAAAUGGUAACGCCCCCGGGACUUGGAUUGAAUAACAAUAAUUGCUCAAGUAUCGGUGGUAAUGCAAUGAGAAUGGCCUCACAAAAUGCCCAGCACCCACAUCACAUUCACUUACCACACCAGCAAAUGUCGAAUGUAUCAAAUCACCAACUACACCAUCAUUCAAACAGUAUACAACAAGCCAACAACGCGGCUGUGAUCCAAAAUAUGAUGCAGAACGUCUUUUCACAAAACAAUUUGAUGCAUCUCUCUAACAUUACACCAAUGCUGAACUCUAUACCAUCGCAGAGCUCGUCACAAUUGAAUAACUUUCAAGCACCAUCUAGUUUACAAAUAACACCAAUCAUGAGCAAUAGUCCAACAAGUCGCAGCCAAAGUGAAAACUUAAACUCACCAGCAAUCCAAUCAUCACCGCUGGACUCACCGCCGCCUCCGUCCAACAAUGACGAUCAAAAUAGUAACCAUAACCAUGGUUUAAAUCUAGGAAGUGUAAGCAAUACGAAUGUUUCAACAUCAUCAGUAGUUUCAGUCGCAUCUUCGCCGGCCGAGGAAUGCCCUAGUGUGUCACAGGAUUCAAAUAAUUCCCCACAGUCAAAUAUGAUAUCAACUAUAACACUAUCUCCGACUGAGCCUUCAUUCAAAAUGGAAGCAAUGCCUAAUCAAAAGAAAAAGCAAAAAGGAAAAUGUCUAACCAGUUAAGAUACUUUCAACUACACAUGUGCAAUCCUGAAUUUUUUUAAGAUGUUUUUUUUCUCCAUCGAAGACUACUAAAAAAUUUAUACGUCCAAGAUAAUUCAUUUUGUAUUUUCAAAAUGUAUCUCUUAAGUUGUUUUAUUUUUAUUUAUUUAAUAAUUUAGCUAGAAUGUGAUAGUUACUUUAAAUCGAACAAAGGUUGAAGUAAACAUGAAAUUACGGGAUAUAAGUACACUAAAGUCAUAUAAAAUUAUUUUAAAUUUCACAAAAAAAUAGUUUCAGUGAAUACCCUGAUUUCAUUCAAAAUAUUACUUUAGAUAAAAUUUCAACAUAGACGAUGUUUGGAUUAGGUAAAUAUUGUAAAAAGUCUUGUGGGUACUUAAAUUAUUUUUCGUUUCAUCUCAUGUAGAACAUGUUUUUUAUGAUGGUGAUUAUUUGUAUGUACACUUACCGGUAUAUGAAAAAUAGGUGUGUUUUUAUAUUUGUACAGAAUUUUACGCUAAAUUCAAUGACAUGCCGUAGCGUGGAAAGAAUGGUAAUUGUAAUUCAUAAAAGAGAAAUAUUAAAUAAACACGUUAGUUUUAUAUGUAUGUGAAAGAAAAAUUUAUUUGAUUUGAGUUAUAUAUACGCUGGGCAAAGCGCGUGGAAUGAUCUUUUAAUGUGACAGGGAAAUAUAUUUCUAUAUAUUUCGCUCUAUAUGAAAACAUCUUGGUAAUUUAUCGGAAGUUUCUUUUGAACUAGGUCAUAUUUCCUUUUUCUUCUUCAUGCUAUCAGCUAUGGUCGUUGAAGCAUUAUGUUUAACAUUACUUUCCAACCAUCCUACCACUGCUAACGUAAAUUGUCAGAAACUGACUUAUUUUCAAUUCAAUUUUGCGAAACCAUUUCGUCUAUAUAUAAUAAAAACAUGUCUCAUGCAUUUCAUCAAAAGCGAUUAGAGUUCUAGAAAGCUCUAAUAACUUUAUGAAAAGGGAGAUUCGCAUUGCGAACAUUACUGUCUCCAUUUAUAGUGCAUGAUAUCGGAAAUAUUAAUAGGAGAGUACUCAUUGUCUGAAGGAAAUCCGGUUGAUCGAAAUGGUUCAUAUUCUCAACACUCCUAGCAAUAAAUUCUGGAUUUUUUAUGGAUGUUCUCCUUUAAGACAUUCAGACUCGGGGGUUUGAUCACAUAAACCUGUGAUUUCAUAAAACCCCACAGAAAAAAAUCUGGGUUGGUUAAAUCUCUGGAUCAUACUGGUCAGUAAAUAUUGUUAAAACGCGAUUGCAAAUAGCAUGGCAACACCGGCUUUAUUUGAAAAGUCCUGCAAACAUGACCAUAAAACAUCCACAAAAAAUCCAUUUUAAUUCUUCGAUCCAUCAGUACUAAUUUUUCGACUUUUCAAACCUUUUUUUCGACGACUACCGUCACUGGCCACCUCCAAGUCUCUCACCCUUAUUUGAAUAGCCCAUUUUCUACCACUGUAUAUUAAACUGCGGAAUCUUCUUCUUGAUAUUUCUUCAAAAAUCCAUUUCGAUCUAUUAUCUUUUUUAACGAGAAAGUUAAUCACAG
Messenger RNA from Hermetia illucens (black soldier fly), 3942 nucleotides. RefSeq lists its product as uncharacterized. Gene Ontology annotation, biological process: regulation of transcription by RNA polymerase II. Gene Ontology annotation, cellular component: nucleus. The record is from RefSeq and is a predicted model, not a curated record. The transcript is spliced from 4 exons. NCBI's taxonomy places the organism in Eukaryota, Metazoa, Arthropoda, Insecta, Diptera, Stratiomyidae. Gene Ontology annotation, molecular function: protein binding. Bases 471 to 2405 code for a protein of 644 amino acids.